Messenger RNA from Durio zibethinus, 1915 nucleotides. RefSeq names its product putative pentatricopeptide repeat-containing protein At1g10330. Gene Ontology annotation, molecular function: protein binding; RNA binding. NCBI's taxonomy places the organism in Eukaryota, Viridiplantae, Streptophyta, Magnoliopsida, Malvales, Malvaceae. The record is from RefSeq and is a predicted model, not a curated record. Gene Ontology annotation, biological process: RNA modification.
UGGUUCUAGGCCUCUCAACUCUCUAGCACAUAGGGAAAAGGGCCAAGACGCCCAUGCUAUAUAUUAACUUGGUUUAUUGGGGCUUUAGUGCUUUAAAACCCCCAUUCCCAAUUAUAUAAACUGGAAGCGUCAUCUUUUAAACCCAAAAAAGCGCAUGAGCUCUGAGUUUCUACUACAACAGCUUCAGCGUUUCAUCAAACGCCCAAACCAAAUCAACCAAAUCCAUUCGCUCCUCAUCACCAAUGGUCUCCUCCUCAAUAUUCCCCAAAACACAAGUUCAAAAUGGAAAACCACCCUCAUUUACAACACCUUAAUAAGAGCCUAUCUCAACAUAAAGCCAUUUCAUCGUUCACUUAUACUUUUCACCCGCAUGCUUGGUCAUCAAACACCCCCCAAUGGCCAUACUUUCACUCACCUUUUCAAAGCUGCUUCCACAUCUCUCUCCUUAGCUUCCCUCAUUUGCUCACCCCUCCAUGCACAAGCACUAAAACGUGGCGUAUUGACUGACCCAUUUGUGCAAACAUCAAUGCUCUGGCUUUAUGCUAAACUCGGUAGCCUAUGUAAUGCACGUAAAGUGUUUGAAGAAAUUUUUAACCCUUGCAUUGUCUCGUGUAAUGCAAUGCUUGAUGCUUUUGGGAGAAAUGGUGAUAUGGGUUCUGCGCUCUUCCUCUUUGAAAGGAUGAUUGAGAAGGAUGUGGUGUCUUGGACAAGUGUUAUUAAUGGUUUUGCAAGGAGCAAACAGUUUACAAAGGCAAUUCAGGUUUUUAAGAAGAUGAUAGAUUUUUUGGUGAAACCGAAUGAGGCUACUUAUGUUAACCUUCUCUUUUGUUGUGCUAAUUUAGAAGGCCGAGGUGGUUUUUACCAUGGGAGGCAGAUACAUGGAUAUAUUUUUAGAAACAAGGUUGUUAUGACUGUUUUUAUGGGAACAGCAUUGAUUGAUCUUUAUGGAAAGAAAGGUUGUUUAGAGAUUGCCAUCAGAAUUUUUAAUCAAAUGUUGAAUAGAGAGGUUUGUACUUGGAAUGCAAUGAUCUCUUCGCUUGCAUGUAAUGGCAGAGAAAAGGAAGCUUUGGAUUUGUUCGAGAAGAUGAAGGUAGAGGGAGUGUGUCCGAAUGAGAUUACAUUUGUAGCUGUUCUUACGGCUUGUGCUCGCACCAAGAAAGUGGAGUUGGGUUCAGAAUUCUUUCAAUCAAUGUCGUGUCAAUAUGGCAUUGUGCCAAUAAUGGAGCACUAUGGGUGUAUGGUUGAUCUUUUGGGCAGAGCGGGCCUUUUGACUGAAGCAACUGAGUUUGUGAGGACUAUGCCAUUUCAACCUGAUGCUUCUGUUUCGGGGGCUCUUUUAGGCGCUUUUAAGAUUCAUGGGGCCAUUGAACUUGGAAAUGAAGUGGGUAGAAGGUUGCUUGAGUUGCAGCCACGACGUUGUGGGCUGUAUGUAGCGUUGUCUAACAUAAAUGCUGAUAAGGAGAGAUGGGAUCGUGCAGCUGACUUGAGGAAAGCAAUGGUAGAAGCGGGAAUCAGGAAAGUUCCAGCUUAUAGCUUGAUUGAUUCCAUUUAAAGAUCAGUCCUGUCAAAGCAGAAGAUGUGUCUAAACUAAUCACAUGGAUUCUGAAGUAGCGACAUGCUAAUGGUAAAUAUUCAAAGAUUAGGUAACAAGAAGGACAACUUUCUGAUUGUUGACUGAAGGCAUAGUUUUGUCGGGUUGACAGUAAAAUCAAUUUUCUAAUUUUCUAAUUUGAAAACCCUCGAGAGUUCUGCUCAUUAUGGCAGUGGAAUCCCAUGCGAAACACACUUGGUUAAAUAUGAAAUUCGAGAGUAAAUUUUACUGCUUUUUGGUUUUUCCUUUUUCCUGAUUCGUACUUGAUAAUUAGCUAAUUAAUUACCCCUCAAGUACAAUUACUAGUCCAAAGUACAUUCUUAC